CUCUUCUUUAACUCUCACUCUCCUUACUUCUUUUGUGUACAGCGUCUUUUUGGAAAAGGACACGGACAAGAACAAACACUUUUGCACCGAGUUCUUCCUCCUUCUUCCUCUUUUUUUUUUACCAACCCGCUUCUUCUUUUCUAUCUACGCACACACACACACACACCCCUGAGCGUUCCUUUUCCACUUUUUUUUGCGCGCGCGCAACCUUCCCUAAACACUAUCAACUCACUCUUUCCAUUUUUGAUAUCUUCCUUGCCAUAUACAUUGCCAAUUAAUCGUAAUGCAAGACGAAAUUGUGUACGCUAUUCACGACUUUGUUGCCGAGAACGACGACGAGAUUGCUUUUCAUGCCGGGGAUUCCAUUGUAGUUCUCGAGAAAGAUGAAAAGUACAUGGACGGUUGGUGGCAGGGACGCAAUCCACAAGGACACGUCGGUCUGUUUCCUAUGAACUAUACAACACACGUUAAACCUACUCCAGCACCACCACCAUCAUCGAGCACACCAGCACUCAGUCCCGCUCACUCGUCGUCUGGCAGCAACACGCUCGAGGACGAGAUCGACAAUGCAAUAACUCACGUUUCAACAAACCUUAUUACUCCAAGCACGUCCACUUCUGCUUCUGCUGCAUUCAUGCAUCAACCACAGCCACCACCUGCUGGAUCCCCACCACCGCCCCCUUCUUCUUCGUCUUCGUCUUCUCAUCCAGCAUCCGUAGUAGCACCACCUCCUAUCACCACGAUCGACACAACAACAACUGCAGCAGCGGCUCCUUCUCCUUCUUCGAAAACAGAGGAUUGGUCGAUCGAUCAGGUUGCAGAAUGGCUACAGUGCGUUGGGUUGGAGAAUGUAUCAAGUAAUUUUGUUGAACAAGAAAUUACGGGUGACAUCCUGCUGAGCUUGACCAUUGAUUCGCUCAAGGAGCUCGGAAUCACUGCCUAUGGCCGUCGGUACAAGGUCAUGAAUGCGAUUGAAAAGUUAAAAAAUGCCACUGGCCAGGGUAAUGACGAGCAGCAGCAGCAGCAGCAGCAACCCAAAGAACAGCCAGAGCAGCAACAAAAACACCAGUCUGAGGCCUCAACGCCAUCUGUGCCUUGCUCUCCUAUCGAUUCUGACAGCAUGUACCAGUUUCCUCGAAAAGCACCAAUGCCGCCGCAGGGUGGAAGCACAAGCACGGAGCUCAAUCACAAUAGCAGCAGCACGACAUCGAGCAACAACAGUAGCAGUCAUCGACGACCUACAGAUUCACUCUUGACCGCCGGACAGUUAUCUCCUCGCAGCUAUGCAUCCUCGUCUGUGAGUCGAUCCAAUACAUUCCAGACCAUCUCCUCCUCAAAAUCAUCCACUUCUUCUUCGGGUCGCAUGCCCUCCCAAAAGAGCAGAGACAGCAUUGAGAAAGAGCGAGCUCCGUCCAUGGAGAAUCAGCAGCAGCAACAGCAACAGCAGCAGCAGCCAAUGGCGAGCAUUCACGAAUUACCCUCCUCUCCUCCAAUCCAUCCCAUGGACGGUGGACGCACAUUGUCGAUGGCUGCAGCCGAUCCAUUCGCCACACGUGACCGUAACAUGUCUGUCGCCUCUGUCGACCCAUUUGCAUUGAACCGUGCGUCGACCCAUGUAUUCAAGGCCCCCGAGCAUGAAGGAUGGCUGCACAAGCAGGGCGACAAGUACAGGACAUGGAACAAGCGAUGGUUCGUGCUCAAGGGAAGCAAUCUGUUCUACUUUAAGAGCCCUAAAGAAGUGCGGAUGAAGGGCAUCAUUCAUCUGCGCGGAUACCGGAUUGUUCCUGACGAAUCGAUCCAUCCGGGCAAAUACAGCUUCAAAGCACAGCAUGAACGAGAACGGACAUUCUACUUUUACACAGACAGCAAAGAGUCCUUACGGACAUGGAUCAAGGUCCUCAUGAAGGCCACCAUCACCCGCGACUUUGCUUCGCCUGUCAUGUCAUCCAAUCAUGUUGCGACUGUCCCACUGGAAGUGGCUCAGCGACUGCGACCACGACCGCCGUCCAUGCUCAUCCAUCCACAUAGCAGCAAUAGUAAGGCUGCUGCUGCUGCCGGUGCUACUGCUGCUGGCCACAAGUCACCGCCGAUCAGUCCAAUCGAACGACAAGAUGAAUGGCAAUCGCCACCACAGCUACAGCAUCAGCUAUCUGCCAGCACCAGCACCGACACCAAAAACAGCAGCAGCAGACUGUCUCCACAACAUCCUCCUCUGUCAUCUCAGCAAAGUCGCGAGUCGGGCAUCACUGUCUAUCCAACCACCCUCGAACCACAGCACCCUCACCAUUACCUCACUGACUCGCUGGCCGAUAAUGUGGGUGAUGAACCAGACGUGCCGGAUAAGUACAUGUACGAUCAUCUCAAUGGCCCAUCUCCCAUCGCACCUGCGCCUACACUGUCGUCAUCCAUCCUUAUGAGUGACGAAGACGAGGAUCUCAUUGAUCCGCACCACAAGGCUAUGGUGCAUUCACCGCCGCUUCAAUCACCGCCACUGCCGCCCGCAAAUUUGCCACCACCACCACCCCCUCCGGCUCCUUCAUCAUCUUCUGGCCCAAGUGCGAGAGAUCUGACCCGGGUCCAGUAUGUCGACUGGAUCAACAAGCACCUGCCACCGGGCAAGCGUGCGAUUGAUCUCGCGGGCGCAUUCAGAAACGGCGACUCGUUGAUCCUCCUUUUGGAGAGUCUGAGUGGCAAGACGGUGCGCCGACCACCGGCCCAGAAGGGUGGCUCGGUGAGCAUGAUGAUGCUCGAUAACAUUGUGGCUGCGUUCAAGUUCAUGGGCCGUGAGGGCGUUGUCGUCGACGGGCGAUACACGAUCAAGGACAUUUUCGGCGGCGAUGAAGAGAAAAUCAUGGAUAUGCUGGAUGCCAUCAUGGACUGGCGUGAAAAGAUGACCGACGAUGCUGCAUAAUGGAAAAUUUACACUACUUCUCCCGCAAACACUCAAUCACCCACUCACCACUGCCACUUUACCUCUCUCUCACAUUCAUUUUUUGCUAUUACAUCCCAUUUUCUUAAAGGAAAGAAAAAAAUAACACCCUCCCUAAUAACACACACACACGCACACACACACAAAGUAGAAUAUAGUCUAUAAACUUGUCACCAUAAAUUAUGUAUUUAUCUUUUUUUUAUUUGUUCCCAUAGCAAUUAUCUAGCACACUAGCACAAACAAAAAAAUAAGCUGAAACGCCAAAUUUUGCGACUACUGAGGGGAGCUGGUGUUGCGAAACGUCACCCUUCGCACAGUUUCACAUUCCGCCCGCCUUGCAUCUCUCCAGCGGGGUCGUCUGGGCC
Molecule: messenger RNA, 3294 nt
Organism: Zychaea mexicana
Lineage: Eukaryota; Fungi; Mucoromycota; Mucoromycetes; Mucorales; Lichtheimiaceae
Exons: 4
Coding region: 284-2911 (875 amino acids)
Molecular function (GO): protein binding
Source: RefSeq, a predicted model, not a curated record